Molecule: messenger RNA, 3039 nt
Organism: Chelmon rostratus (copperband butterflyfish)
Lineage: Eukaryota; Metazoa; Chordata; Actinopteri; Chaetodontiformes; Chaetodontidae
Gene: cnksr2a
Product: connector enhancer of kinase suppressor of Ras 2a
Exons: 24
Coding region: 1-3039 (1012 amino acids)
Biological process (GO): regulation of signal transduction
Cellular component (GO): cytoplasm; membrane
Molecular function (GO): protein binding
Source: RefSeq, a predicted model, not a curated record
AUGGCGCUGGUGAUGGAGCCGGUGAGCAAAUGGAGCACGAGCCAGGUGGUGGACUGGAUGAAAGGUCUGGACGACUGCUUGCAGCAAUACGUGUGUGUGUUUGAGCGCGGAGGUGUGUGCGGGGAGAGGCUGCUGAGGAUUAGCCACGCUGAGCUGGAGGAGCUGGGAGUUUCUCGCAUCGGACACCAGGAGCUCAUUCUGGAGGCUGUCGACUUGCUCUGUGCUCUGAACUCGGGUCUGGAGACAGAGAGCGUCAGGACUCUGGCUCACAAACUCGGCGCUUCGGCCAAAAACCUGCAAAACUUCAUCUCCGGCCGCCGCCGCAGCAGCCAAUCGGAGAGCAGGUCCUCGCGGCGGCUCCCCAACGACCUGCUGACCUCCGUGGUCGACCUCAUCACCGCCGCCAAGAGCCUGCUCGCCUGGCUGGACAGGUCUCCCUUUGCUGCAGUGGCAGACUACUCAGUAACCCGAAAUAAUGUCAUUCAGCUCUGCCUGGAGCUCACCACCAUUGUACAGCAGGACUGUACGGUGUUUGAGACGGAGAACAAAAUCCUUCAUGUGUGCAAAACGCUGUCGGAGGUGUGCGAGCACAUUGUUUGUGUGUCAUCGGACCCGCUGGUAUCUCAGUCAGCCCACCUCGAGCUGGUUCACCUCACCAACAUCAAACCCUCUGAAGGCCUGGGAAUGUACAUCAAAUCAACCUAUGACGGCCUCCAUGUGAUCACAGGAACGACUGAAGGGUCUCCAGCUGACCGCUGUAAGAAGAUCCACGCGGGAGAUGAAGUCAUUCAAGUCAAUCACCAGACUGUGGUAGGCUGGCAGUUACGUAACCUGGUCGGCUCGCUGAGGGCCGAUAAAGGCGUCGUGUCCCUGACCCUGAAGAAGCGUCCGCAGAGCACGCUCAGCUCCGCCCCCGCUCUGCUGAAGAACAUGCGCUGGAAACCCCUCGCUCUGCAGCCAACCAGAAGCCCAGGCAGCAGUUCGGCAACACCCUCAGGCACACCCACCAAGAACUCCGCCCUCCAGGACCUUCACAUCCCGCCUCCACCUGCUGAGCCAUACGCACCCAGAGAUGAGACAGGAGCCUUGUCUGGAGAUGAAGCAUCUCGUAACCAUGGUGGCAUCAGCGUUGCUAAGCGCUCUGAGUCACCAAACUCCUUCCUGGAUCAAGAGUCUCACCGGCGAGAAGAGGAGGAGUCUGUGUACUGCACCACGCCUACAUAUGGCAGGCUGAGGCCCAUCUCCAUGCCUGUGGAGUGUAACUGGGUGGGCGACUAUGAAGACCCAGCCAAGCUUAACAGAGAGAGUCGCAGAGAAGCGUCACUGAUGCGUUACGUUGGACUGUCCACCAUGGACGAAAGGACCGGCUCUGACGACUACUCCUCCCACACGGCUCGUCCGGGCAAACGGUCCAAUGACACGGCCAAACGCGCCAAGAGGCGGAGCCACCACAGUCAAAGCCCCUCCCACUACGUCCUCCAGACCAGUCAGAGAGAUUCUCCGCCGAGAGACCCCGCCUCCAUUUAUCAUACAUACCAGCAGUCCUCCUCCCUGCAGUCAAAGACCAGGAAGAGGAAUAAAGGACGCAGUUUGGCCUCCCUCAGCCGGAGGCGUGUGUCCUGCAAGGCGCUGGGCAGAGGAGACUGCGAGGGCUGGCUGUGGAGAAAGAGAGAUGCGAAGGGUUACUUUUCCCAGAAAUGGAAGAAGUACUGGUUUGUGCUGAAGGACAACUGCCUGUACUGGUACAUCAAUGAGGAGGAUGAGAAGGCAGAGGGUUUUGUCAGUCUUCCAGAGUUUAAGAUCGACCGGGCGAGUGAAUGUCGCAAGAAGUAUGCUUUCAAAGCAUGUCACCCCAAGGUCAAGAGUUUCUACUUUGCAGCAGAUGGAGUGGAUGACAUGAACAGAUGGCUGAGUCGUCUCAACAUGGCCGCCGUGGGCUACGCCGAGCGAGAGAGGAUACGCCAGGAGCAGGAUUACUGGAGUGAGAGUGAACAUGAGGAUGACACCACCUCCAGCCCCAAACAGGACAGUCCCCCACCUCCAUACGAUACCUACCCACGGCCUCCAUCCAUGAGUGCCUACUUGGAAGGCCGGACCACUCGACUGUCUUCGACGGAGACGUCUCGGUCUCGCUCUUCCCAGGAGGACUUCCUCUGUGGCGAGCCCCCCGCGGUGGCUGCAGAGCCGCAGUACCAUCCGGGUCCGCUAGGGGGAGGCACCACACACAGUGGGAGAAAGCCAGGGGGCAGCAGCAGCAGCGAUGUGCAGUACAGAUGCGAUCCUGUAGAGUACCGGUCUAGUCCCGCGGGGGGCAGCAGUGAGACGGGAUCUCCGGGCCGCUCUUCUUCAUCUCAGAGACGUUCUUGGCAGGACCUGAUCGAGACACCACUGACCGAGGCUGGACUGCAUUACCUACAAACUGGACCACUAGAGGACGCGGUCUUUGCUGAGCCCAGUCCCGGUGGGACUAUGAUGGCCGGAGCCGUUUACACUCUUCCUGCGCAGAGGAAUGUCCCGUUGCCCGUGGCGAUGCAGAGGCUGAUUCCUAUGGCAACCCAGGGAGGGAAACCCCGCAGCUUCACACUGCCACGAGACAGCAACCUACACACACUCCUCACGCCCCCUGCGAAAGAAGAACAGCAAACACGCAACGGCGGCAGCGAGGGCGCGUCCCUCGGCGACCUGUUUCGGGCAUGCGAGCAGGGCGGGGUGUGUCCUCUAGGCCGCGGGUCUGAGGGCAAAGACCAAUCAGAGUUCAGGCAGUCCUUCCUCCGACGGGCCGCCGACCCUCAGCUCAACGAUCGUCUGCACCGCCUCCGCAUACUGACGUCCACGCUGAAGGACAGGGAGGGGGAGCUAGCGCUGAUUGACAGGCUGUUGGCCAAUCCCCAGCUGUCGUCUGCAGAGUUCCAGGAGUGGAAAAGAGCCUAUCAGGAGCUGUUCUCUCAGGAGCCAGACUCGACCGCUGAAUCAGACCCCGGCCCUCCCCUCACCCCCUCGCUCUCUCACACACACUCCUACAUCGAGACCCACGUCUGA